CGCCCUGGGGAGGGGCUGAGCCCGCCCACCCGCCACGCCUGAUAAGGCCUGGGUCCCCUCAGAAGGAAGCUCCUGGCCUGCAGGUGCUCAGGCUGACGCUCCCCUGCAGCACCCGGCCCCAGCCAUGGCGGGCAUGAAGACGGCCACCGGGGACUACAUUGACUCGUCCUGGGAGCUGCGGGUGUUUGUGGGCGAGGAGGACCCCGAGGCCCAGUCGGUGACCCUCCGAGUCACGGGCGAGUCGCACAUCGGCGGGGUGCUCCUGAAGAUCGUGGAGGAGAUCAACCGCAAGCAGGACUGGUCGGACCACGCCAUCUGGUGGGAGCAGAAGCGGCGGUGGCUACUGCAGACGCAUUGGACGCUGGACAAAUAUGGCAUCCUGGCCGAUGCCCGCCUCUUCUUUGGGCCCCAGCACCGGCCGGUGCUGCUCCGGCUGCCCAACCGCCGAGCCGUCCGCCUGCGCGCCAGCUUCUCCAAGCCGCUCUUCCAGGCCGUGGCCGCCAUCUGCCGCCUGCUUAGCAUCCGGCACCCAGAGGAGCUGUCCCUGCUGCGGGCUCCUGAGAAGAAGGAAAAGAAGAAGAAGGAGAAGGAGCCAGAAGAGGAGGUCUUUGACCUCACCAAGGUCGUCCUGGCUGGGGGCGUGGCGCCCGCGCUCUUCCGGGGGAUGCCGGCCCACUUCUCCGACAGCGCGCAAGCCGAGGCCUGUUACCACGUGCUCAGCCGCCCGCAGCCGCCGCCUGACCCGCAGCUGCUGCAGCGCCUGCCCCGGCCCGGCUCGCUGGCCGACAAGACCCAGCUGCACAGCCGGUGGCUGGACUCCUCCCGGUGCCUCAUGCAGCAGGGCAUCCAGGCGGGGGACACGCUCUGGCUGCGCUUCAAGUACUACAGCUUCUUCGACCUGGACCCCAAGACAGACCCCGUGCGGCUGACCCAGCUGUACGAGCAGGCCCGCUGGGACCUGCUGCUGGAGGAGAUUGACUGCACGGAGGAGGAGAUGAUGGUGUUCGCGGCGCUGCAGUACCAUGUCAACAAGCUGUCCCAGAGCGGGGAGGUGGGUGAGCCGGCUGGCCCGGACCCGGGGCUGGACGACCUGGACGCGGCUCUCAACAACCUGGAGGUGAAGCUGGAGGGCUCGGCGCCCACCGACGUGCUGGACAGCCUCACCACCAUCCCGGAGCUCAAGGACAACCUGCGCAUCUUCCGGCCCCGGAAGCUGACGCUGAAAGGGUACCGCCAGCACUGGGUGGUCUUCAAGGACACCACGUUGUCCUACUACAAGAGCCAGGACGAGGCUCCAGGGGACCCGGUGCAGCAGCUCAACCUCAAGGGCUGCGAGGUGGUCCCAGAUGUCAACGUCUCAGGCCAGAAGUUCUGUAUCAAACUCCUGGUACCCUCCCCGGAGGGCAUGAGUGAGAUCCACCUGCGCUGUCAGGAUGAGCAGCAAUACGCCCGCUGGAUGGCCGGCUGCAGACUGGCGUCCAAGGGCCGCACCAUGGCGGACAGCAGCUACAGCAGCGAGGUGCAGGCCAUCUUGGCCUUCCUCAGCCUGCAGCGCACAAGCGGGGGCUCGGGAAGCCACCCCCAGGGCCCAGACGCCUCCACUGAGAGCCUCAACCCCUAUGGCCUGGUUGCACCCCGCUACCAGCGGAAGUUGAAGGCCAAACAGCUCACCCCACGCAUCCUGGAAGCCCACCAGAACGUGGCCCAGCUCUCGCUCUCGGAGGCCCAGCUGCGCUUCAUCCAGGCCUGGCAGUCUCUUCCUGACUUUGGCAUCUCCUACUUCACGGUCAGGUUCAAGGGCAGCCGGAAGGAUGAAAUCCUGGGCAUUGCCAACAACCGCCUGAUCCGCAUUGACCUGUCGGUAGGCGACGUGGUCAAGACCUGGCGCUUCAGCAACAUGAGACAGUGGAAUGUCAACUGGGACAUCCGGCAGGUGGCCAUUGAGUUUGAGGAGCACAUCAACGUGGCUUUCAGCUGCGUGUCGGCCAGCUGCCGCAUCGUGCACGAGUACAUUGGUGGCUACAUCUUCCUGUCCACGCGCGAGCGCGCCCGAGGCGAGGAGCUGGACGAGGACCUGUUCCUGCAGCUCACCGGGGGUCACGAGGCCUUCUGAGGCUGGCUUUCCCCCUGCCGCCCCUCUCACCACCGCCACGGCCGCUGCAGGACCCACACCCACUAGGACUCGCUGCCCACACCCUCACCAUGCAGGUGCCAGGCAGGCAUGGCCACUGUCACUGUCACUGCUUUGCAGACUAGGGGCCGCGCUGGACCAGGCUAGGGAGUGAGGGCUCCCCAUCCUCAUCUAGUGGCCAGGCCCGCCACGCCUGCCCUCACUGCUGGCCCCCAGCCGCUGCUAAGAGGGAGCCCAUUCCUGUCUCGGAACUGCAGUCUUCCCUGUCAACGUUUGACGUGUCUUUUUCUUAAAUAAAUAUUUUAUUACUGGACCGA
Erinaceus europaeus (western European hedgehog) is the source of this 2448-nucleotide messenger RNA. RefSeq names its product FERM domain containing kindlin 3 (gene FERMT3). NCBI's taxonomy places the organism in Eukaryota, Metazoa, Chordata, Mammalia, Eulipotyphla, Erinaceidae. The transcript is spliced from 15 exons. The coding region runs from base 125 to 2113 and encodes 662 amino acids. Gene Ontology annotation, cellular component: cell-substrate junction. The record is from RefSeq and is a predicted model, not a curated record. Gene Ontology annotation, molecular function: integrin binding. Gene Ontology annotation, biological process: integrin activation; leukocyte cell-cell adhesion; integrin-mediated signaling pathway.